UUGAUAAGACAUUGCAAAAAUACACACUGACGAACUGAAACAUGGAGAAUAAUUGCAUCACAAUGCUGAGGCAGAUGUAACUGCUGCUGUUGUAGACAAACACUGUGAAACGGCUAAAGACAAAUAAAAAAAGGGUUGUGUUGUAGCUGUAAAUCAGGUGAACAUUUUCAUUCAGUACUGAAACACUGUUCUACCAUUUCAUUUAUUUUUGUUCACUCUUUUCUCCCAACCGCUCAAGCCAAUAUGUCAGUCAACUCCUCCUCCUCCGUCAGUGCUGUGGCCCACUGCAUGGACUCUGAAAGUGCAAAUUUAAUGUCCAUUGCCUUCACCAUCACCAGAAUCUUCCUCCUCCUCCCCCUCUCCGCCCUCGUCCUCUACCUUGGUCACCGGCGAUGGCGGCAGCAGCGCUCCUUUGCAACACUGAGCCACUCUGACAUCUUCACCUACCACAUGGUUGUUGUGGAGCUGGUCGUUAUGUUGGCGGCCAUCUUUUACUUUUGUGGCUUAGCCGUUGGUCUCUCCGAGCUGAUUAUGGUGGGCAUUUAUGCAACUGGUUUUGUUUACCCCGGACAGAUGUGCUUUCAGAUCCUGACCUGUGUGGAGCGAUACCUGGCCGUCGUCCACCCCAUCACCUACCUGGAGCUGAGACAGUCGGGCGGCGUCAGGCUCAGAAACAUCAGCAUUGGCUGUGUCUGGCUGCUGGGCUUCGGAUGGAUUGGUCUAACAGCUCUCUACCUCCCUGAGAUUCCCUACAUCCCAUUUUUCUGCAUGUUGGGCUUCUCCUUAGUUGUUGUCUGUUUCUGCAGCCUUUGUGUUAUCCGUGUUCUGAUUCGUCCAGGCCCAGGGGAUGUGGGUGGGGACAGGGUGAGGGUUGACCAAUCAAAGCAGAGGGCUUUCUACACCAUCACAGCCAUUAUGGGGGUGCUGGGGUUGUGGCUUGCAGGGUCGAUUUUAGGUCUUGCUCUGGACAGGUCAGAACUGCUGAGUUACAGUGAUGGGUGUCUUCUGCUGGUGGCUGCAAACUGGUUCUCUCUGCCCAGCAGUCUGCUGUUGCCUCUGCUGUUUCUGCACAGAGCGGGAAAACUGCUCUGUACAUGUUUGUAGGUUAUUAACUUGUGCAGAUAGCAAUUUUUGUUUUCAAGUAGUUCAAAUUACAUAAUAAUUUUCUUAGCAUGUUAAUUAUAUAUACAGGAUGUGAAAGUUAAAACAAUGUUGCUUAACAUGCAAAAUACUAAGUAUGUCCAUGAGGUUUAUUUAGAACAUGACAUAUGCUACUAAUUUGUGCCCAGUAAUUCAAAAGCAUAAACUAAUAAUUUCAGUUUACAAGUGUGUGCAUACACAUGAAUGACGUGGUAUUAGAGGAAAAAUUAAGAACACAAAGUUCAAAUGAGCUAAUGUGAGGGUGAAAAUUAAGACCUUCAGAGCAUCAACGACACAUUUGGGCCUGAAAGAGUACAAGAGUGAUACUAUAGCACAAACUGCUAAUUUGUUUGAACAAAUUUAACUGUUCGUUCCUUGUAACACAUGCUGGGCUUCCUGGUUAUGUUUUGGAGCACAGCUUUCUUUCUUAUUGUCACUGGCUCUUUCUCUCUUUGUAUUUAUUGUUCAUUGUUAUUGGCUGCCUAUUGCUGUAUACAAUCACUAAUCAUGAAGUCAAAUGUAAAGUAAAAAUCAUGCUUUUUGCAAUAAAUCAAUGUGUUGUGCCAAUCUUCGUAUCCUGACUGAGUGCAUGAAAUGUAAAGACUGAUCUGAAAGUAAGCAUAAUUGUGUAAUAAGUCAUGAAGGUCAGUUGAUGUAUUUAAGGGUCCCAUAUUUUCCACUUUUCCUGUGAUUAAUUUGAUAGAACAAUAAUAAGCUAAU
Messenger RNA from Seriola dumerili (greater amberjack), 1860 nucleotides. RefSeq lists its product as uncharacterized. Bases 244 to 1104 code for a protein of 286 amino acids. Gene Ontology annotation, molecular function: lysophosphatidic acid receptor activity. Lineage: Eukaryota; Metazoa; Chordata; Actinopteri; Carangiformes; Carangidae. The record is from RefSeq and is a predicted model, not a curated record. Gene Ontology annotation, biological process: phospholipase C-activating G protein-coupled receptor signaling pathway; positive regulation of Rho protein signal transduction. The transcript has a single exon.